CGUCCUGAAGGAACCCGGAAGUGAUGACGUGUGGCAGGGACAGGGUAGUGUGGGCUGCCGGGGCAAUCAACAGAUUGGUGGCGGAGAAUUAAUCAAUUACCGAUCCUUUGGGGGCGAAAUUGACAGAAACUGGUGCCAUGGAGGCGCUUUAUCACCAGAGUAACAAGCAGGUCCAUGAGGUUCAGUCUCACAUGGGUCUCCUGGAAACAUCUGACAGACAGUCUGUACAUCUUGUAGAGAAUGAAAUCCAAUCGAGGAUUGACCAAAUCUUCAGCAACCUGGAGCGCCUGGAAAUACUGUGCAGUAAGGAGCCCCCAAGCAAGCGUCAGAAUGCCAAGCUACGAGUCGAUCAGCUGAAGUACGACGUGCAGCAUCUACAGACUGCGCUGAGGAACGUCCAGCAUCGGCGCAUCCUGCGAGACCAACAGGAUCGAGAGCGAGAGGAGCUGCUGACCCGCAGUUACACCACCAAUGAUUCAGAGACCACCAUACACAUGGAUGAGACCCUACAGUUUAAUUCCAAUGUCCGUAAUGCUCACCAAGGCAUAGACGAUCUGCUGGGGAGCGGGAGCUCUAUACUGGAAGGGCUGAGGGACCAAAGGAAGACCUUAAAGGGGGCCCAUAAGAAGAUCCUUGAUGUGGCCAACAUGUUGGGCCUCUCUAACACAGUCAUGCGCUUGAUUGAGAAGAGAGCUUUCCAAGACAAGGUCAUUAUGAUUGGUGGGAUGCUGCUCACCUGCGUCUUCAUGAUCCUCGUGAUCAAGUACCUGACAUGAAAGUGGCGACUUUUUUACGGACACUGUCCCGGUGCUUCUCUCUCCGCUGUCACCCAAUCAGCUGUGAAGAACUGAUAUUACCACUGCAGCUGGAGAGAGGGCUUGGAGGGCCACCGGGAGUUUAAAAAAAGUAAGACUUGUACACUGGACAUUAAAGGGUUGAUUCACCUUCAAGUGAACUUUUAGUAUGUUAUAGAAUGGCCAGUUCUAAGCAACUUUUCAAUUGGUCUUCGUUAUUUUUUUUUUUUAUAUAGUUUUUGAAUUAAUUGCCUUCUUCUGACUCUCUUCAGCUUUCAAAUGGGGGGUCACUGACCCCAUUUAAAGGAGAAGCAAACUCUUUAUAAUAAAAAAAACCUAUCCCCCAGCCUUCCUGCCCUAGCAAAUGCCCCUGACUCUUUACUUACCCCUCCGCUGUCCAGCGGAGUUGACGGCAGCCAUCUUGCUCUCUUCGAUAAUCUUCGGAACAAGACCGGCGAAGCAGCAUGCGCAUUUGGAACAAUUUUCUAUUUCACAAUUGCGCAUGCGCCGAAACUCACGGGAAUGCCGAAGCGCUGGUCUCAUUCUGAAGAUUACAGAAGCGCCUAAAGAUGGCGCCCGUGAACUCCGCUGGACAGAAUCUGUAAG
Molecule: messenger RNA, 1400 nt
Organism: Xenopus laevis (African clawed frog)
Lineage: Eukaryota; Metazoa; Chordata; Amphibia; Anura; Pipidae
Gene: gosr2.S
Product: golgi SNAP receptor complex member 2 S homeolog
Exons: 6
Coding region: 138-776 (212 amino acids)
Biological process (GO): vesicle fusion; intra-Golgi vesicle-mediated transport; vesicle-mediated transport
Cellular component (GO): ER to Golgi transport vesicle membrane; late endosome membrane; cytoplasm
Molecular function (GO): SNARE binding; SNAP receptor activity
Source: RefSeq, a predicted model, not a curated record